UGAAUCACUCACCAAUAGGAGUUCACAAGGCUCACGCUGCUAAUUUAGCCUAUAAAACCGCGCCCUUUUCAGAUUCAAAGUCAAGCGCUGGCACUUUUCACUCUGCGUUGGAUGUGAGAACAUGAAUAAAAUCAUGCAUGAAAAUAUCGAAGAUCUGUGCAAGCCCGCCCUGUACCGCGCUGUGGCCGCAGAGUUUUUCGGGACUCUGUUUUUGGUCUUAUUCGGGUGUGGCGCUAUUGAUAAUAAUGGAGUUGGAAGUUCUACUGUUGUGCAAAUUGCUCUCACUUUUGGACUUGUUUAUGGAUCAAUGGUAUGGUGUUUCAAUCAUGUAAGUGGUGGACAUUUCAAUCCGGCGGUGUCCGUCGCGGCAGUGGUUUGCCGACGGGCAUCCGUCGUCAGAGGACUGUUCUUCAUUAUUGCACAGUUAGUGGGUGGAAUCGCUGGAGCUGGAAUUUUGAAAGGAUUAUCCGGCGUGGAUAAUGCUACCAUGGGAGUUACAGUGGUGUUCGCCCCAUUGAUGGAGGCUCAAGCCUUUGGCAUCGAGCUACUAAUCACAUUUGUGUUAGUGUUCGUCGUUCUUGCCUCCACCGACGAUAAGAGAAAUGACCUCAGUGGGUCUGCUCCUCUUACCAUUGCUUUGGCCGUCGUCGCCGGGCAUUUGUUUGCCUUCCGUUACACCAUGGCCAGUAUGAACCCAGCCAGAACCUUUGGACCAGCAGUCGUUCAGAACAGCUGGGCAAACCACUGGGUCUACUGGGUUGGACCAAUCAUCGGAGGUCUUGUUGCUGCUUUGGUGUACGAGUACGUGUUCGCAGCCGGUGCAAGCUUCAGCAGGACCAAGAAGUUCGUUCUCAAGCACAGAAAACCAGCAGAGAAGCCGAAGACAACAACGAACCAGGAAGAACUGAACAGUAGUAAAGCCGGACUCAUUGAGGCACCUGCUGCUGACAAUGAAGGUGAUGCCGUUGUGGAGAUGGAAAAGAUUGAAGAAAAGAAGGAGGAAGAAGCCGAACCUGCCGAGGAGAAGCCGGCGGAGUAAUACAGUCACAUGGCACCGCAUAUGGGCGGAGUCGUCUUAAAAUAGCGCAGCUCUCAUGACAAAUUAUUUUCUUGAAAGAACUUGACAAAAAUAGUAAAACAAUGAGACUUUUGAAAUUAUAAUAUGAAACAAGAAUUAAUAAUUAUAUGCAUGACAAAACCUACAUUAAUCCAGAUAUUUCUUUUUUGAACAAAAAAAAAAACAACAAACGAAAAGAACACAUGGUAGAUAUUGGUGCAUACACUGCCAUUUUCAUAACUAACAGCGAUACCAUCAAUAUCGACAUCAUUCGCAUCGUCUGCAUCUCCAAACAUCAUCAUCAUCUGAAAACAUUAUCAUCAUUAUCAUCAUCAUCUGCAAUCAUUGUCAUCAUCAUUAUCAUCAUCAUCAUUAUCAGUUUACCAAAACUAUCAACAUCAUUUAAUAUAAUGUCAUUCUUUUAUACUUAAGUGCCAUUCAAAUAAAGUUAGUUUUGCGACGAAAAAAAAAUCUACCUUAUUAAAGUAAGCCUUCUUGACAUUUUGGUGGCAGCUUUUCAUUCUUUGGUUAAUACUGAAAUAAACACGUCUUUUCUCUUAGAUAAAAAAAACGAGACAGAUUAACGAAGAUGAGUACAUGUAAAACAAAGCGAAAAAGAAUGAAUGCGACUUUGGGAGGCUGUAUAGUUUUCUUAUUGUUGUGAAAAGAGAAAGUGAGAAUUUAAAUGUCUGAAAAAAUGGCGAGUGUGCGAAAGCGAACAAAAUACCUCCUUUAUUAUGUAUACUUGUUUUCUUUCACGUUCGUUUUUACAUAGCUUAACAUUGUAUGUACCUAUGUAUAAGUCAAAAAACAUACUACUUGUAUUAUUUUGUAUAUAUAUUAUAAUAUUUAAUACCGGUAAUAUAUCGAUAGAGUCUCACUUUUACAGAUACUAGCAACUGCGGAAGUACUGGAAAUAUUAGAACGGAAAAACCAUAAUUGUCAUAGCUAUGCUUGGUUCUUGGGUUUUAGUUUAUGUAUGUAAUUCGGAUUCACUUUGGGUUACACAAUAUUGUCUUUGCCCUGCACGUUUUCAUUCGAAUUUAAAAAAGAAGUAUUGAAGUAAAUUACUUAGUUCAUGACAGUGCAAAAAUGAUCACGUUCAGUACCAUGUCCGUUAUUUAGUACGUGAACAUCAAUAGAAUACGAUUACCAACACGAUUUUUUACAUCAUAUCUGCAAUUUUUUCCAUCAUAAAACCAAAGAACCAAGUAUAUAGUUUUAUGACCUUUUCAAAACCACGCAGAUAGACUAAAGUUUAACUUCAAAAUUCAAAGCAGUUAAGAACCCAUUGUUUAAUUUCCAGCAUCGGUGUGGUAGCAAAUUUCGGCACCCCAAAUUUCGGAGGCAUAAUAUUCUUACGAAAAACAUAAAAAUAUUCAGCAAUUUCGUGUACUAUUUUGUUUCUAGAUUUUGUUUGAAAUAUAAUUUUACGCUAGUCAUUCUUUUUGAAAUUUUACCAUACCAUACUUAGCUUAGAUUCUAUGUAUUGUCUUAGAAUGUGUCUAUAAUAUAAUGGAUUAUUCUGCUGCAGAAUAUUAUGUUUUGAUAUAAGUGUUCAAUAAAUCAAAAACAAAUA
Molecule: messenger RNA, 2636 nt
Organism: Mercenaria mercenaria
Lineage: Eukaryota; Metazoa; Mollusca; Bivalvia; Venerida; Veneridae
Product: aquaporin-like
Exons: 4
Coding region: 122-1039 (305 amino acids)
Biological process (GO): transmembrane transport
Cellular component (GO): plasma membrane
Molecular function (GO): water channel activity
Source: RefSeq, a predicted model, not a curated record